This is a messenger RNA of Nicotiana tabacum (common tobacco), 1155 nucleotides long. RefSeq names its product vesicle transport v-SNARE 13. Gene Ontology annotation, biological process: vesicle fusion; intracellular protein transport; vesicle-mediated transport. Gene Ontology annotation, cellular component: endoplasmic reticulum membrane; late endosome membrane; SNARE complex. The record is from RefSeq and is a predicted model, not a curated record. NCBI's taxonomy places the organism in Eukaryota, Viridiplantae, Streptophyta, Magnoliopsida, Solanales, Solanaceae. Gene Ontology annotation, molecular function: SNAP receptor activity; SNARE binding.
UAAUAGAGUCUUUUAAACAAGUACUCAUUCUGUUCCCGUCUGUGGGUGACAACCAAAAAAUCAUUCUAUUAUUCUCGAUUGCUCCAACCCAUUUUCCCACCGAUUCUUCGAUCACCGGCCGGCGAAUUUCUCUCCUUUUUCCGAUCAAGUCAAGGUAUUUGUGAAGUUUGAGAAGGGGGCAAGGCAUAAUGAGUCAGGUGUUCGAAGGAUAUGAAAGGCAGUACUGUGAGCUUUCUGCUAAUUUAACGAAGAAAUGCAGCUCAGCUAGUAUCCUUGAUGGAGAGCAAAAGAAACAAAAAGUGUCUGAAAUAAAAGCUGGCCUAGAUGAUGCUGAAGCAUUGAUUCGCAAGAUGGACCUAGAAGCUAGGAGUUUACCUCCAAAUGUUAAGGCCACGCUUCUUGCCAAGUUAAGAGAAUAUAAAAGUGAUCUGAACAACUUAAAAAGUGAAGUGAAAAGAAUCACAUCAGCAAAUGCAAACCAAGCUGCAAGGGACGAGUUGUUGGAAUCGGGGAUGGCAGAUACUAUGAUGGUGUCUGCUGAUCAAAGGCAAAGGUUGAUGAUGUCAACAGAGAGGUUGAAUCAUUCGAGUGAUAGGAUCAGGGAGAGCCGAAAAACAAUGCUAGAAACCGAGGAACUAGGGGUCUCAAUUCUUCAAGAUUUGCAUCAACAACGUCAGUCUCUCCUGCAUGCACAUGACACGCUUCAUGGAGUGGAUGAUAAUAUUAGCAGGAGCAAGAAGAUACUGACUACAAUGUCAAGAAGGAUGAGCAGGAAUAAAUGGAUCAUCAGUUCUAUCAUUGCUGUCUUGGUCCUGGCUAUCCUGUUAGUUCUUUACUUCAAGCUGGCCCAUUAGCUCAAUGGAUGGCUUUCAGAAUUUACGUGCUUCUCAUUUGUUACAAAAAGAAAGAAAAAAGAAGAGCAUGUAUUGUUGGAGUACACUUUCUUGAGUUCACAUGAUAAUUGUGAUGUCAAUUUGCGGUCUUUUUGUGGUGUGGUUUUGCCAACUUUCAUGUGCUUUUUGCCCUGGCAAUUGUCAUAAUAUUAAAUUGCCGUGUUUGUCCAUUACUAUGUCUGAAUUUGGUGAUCCUUGUCUGGGAUCCGUAAAAUGUAUUUAACAGUGUGCAGCGUUUGAUAGUGUUUUUUCCCUUACUUUU